AUGGUCAUCCCGGAACUCCUUCAGCUUCUUGAACGGCAAACUACUGCUGCACCAGUGCAGUACCAAAAUUCAAAUAACUCAGGCGCUCUCUUGGCCAUACAUGGCGCCUUUUGCGGCGCAGCAGUCCUCACAGUUUUACUCAGGCUUUACGUGAGGAUAUUUAUGCUGAAGAGCCUGGGGGCGGACGACUACAUCAUGCUCGCUGCUGCGAUCUGCGAAAUUGGCGUCAUUACCUGCUUUGUGGGAGAAAGCAAAGCCGGCGCCUUGGGGAGACAUCCAGCGCUCGUUAGCCCAGACGAUUUUGGCCUCUUUUUACACUGGCGGUUUUUCCACUCGAUCAUCAUCAUGAUUGGAAUCAGUCUGGUCAAGAUCUCAAUCGCAUUCUUCCUGCGCAGAUUCGUGCAGGGCAGAAUCUACCAACAUUUCCUGAUGGGUUGCAUCGUCUUCCUUGUCGCCUUUACCAUCUCCUGUGCGGGAACGUUGAUUUUCAACUGCGGCACAAAGGUCGACGCCAAUUGGAACCUCGCACUACGCGCGACUGGCCAGGCGAAGUGCUUCAGUAACACUACAUUUACCAACAUUGGCAUCUUCAACAGCAGCGUCAACAUUGCGACCGAUGUGCUGUUCGCGCUCCUGCCGAUCCCGGUCGUGUGGCAGCUCCAGGCAAAUCUGCGUACGAAGCUCACCUUGUGUUUCGUUCUGAGCUUGGGAAUCUUCGCAUGCAUCUCGAGUAUCAUCAAAACAGUCAAGCAGGCACAUGCGCUCGAAGAUCCGGACUGGACAUACCAUGAUUCGUUCUUCAUGUGGAACAAUAUUGAGUUCAACAUUGGAAUUCUUGCAGCGUCGUUGCCUACACUACGACCGCUUUUUGCGAAGAUCCUAGGCGCAACGGCAAGAUUCACUUCGAACAACAGCCGCAACCCCGGCCAGUAUUACGAUCCUGACGGGCUCGCGUACGGCAAAAGCAAGACCGAUAAGCGUUCUGCCCGCAAACCAGCAAGUCAGUACUAUCAAUUUGGCUCACGGCAGUCGACGGAGCUAGGGGACCUGCGUCGCGGAGCCGGCACAAAACUGGGAGGCUUUACCAGCACGGUGACUGCGGGUGAUGACAACAGUGACAAGAUCAUGUUAGAAGACGAGUUCCACGCCGUCAGCACCGACAGUCAGUGGACUGCAAGACCUGUCCACGGCGCCAUCACGAAGACCACAACUGUCCGUGUCUCAGAGUUCUAA
Messenger RNA from Cladophialophora carrionii CBS 160.54, 1233 nucleotides. RefSeq lists its product as uncharacterized. Lineage: Eukaryota; Fungi; Ascomycota; Eurotiomycetes; Chaetothyriales; Herpotrichiellaceae. The record is from RefSeq and is a predicted model, not a curated record. The transcript is spliced from 2 exons. The coding region runs from base 1 to 1233 and encodes 410 amino acids.